Messenger RNA from Hippoglossus stenolepis (Pacific halibut), 4484 nucleotides. It is a transcript of the gene snx19a, whose product is annotated as sorting nexin 19a. The record is from RefSeq and is a predicted model, not a curated record. Gene Ontology annotation, molecular function: phosphatidylinositol binding. Gene Ontology annotation, cellular component: intracellular membrane-bounded organelle; early endosome membrane. Bases 1330 to 4047 code for a protein of 905 amino acids. The transcript is spliced from 12 exons. Lineage: Eukaryota; Metazoa; Chordata; Actinopteri; Pleuronectiformes; Pleuronectidae.
AAUAAAUCCCUCACCUGAGCUCACAGGAGACAUGGCCGCGGUGAACAGGGAAGGAUACAGCCACUGGUCGCUGCAUCUGCUGCACCAUUGACUGCUGAGCCAGUGGAGCUGCUGGUGCUGCUGCGCUAUUACAUAACCAGGUUAUAUAACACAAAGGGAGAGAGGGAGAGAGGGAGGGAGAGAGAGAGGGCAGAAUGACAGAUGCGAAAAAGUUUCCACUGUUUUAUUAUUACGAUAAUAAUAACAAAAAAAGUAUUAUUAUUAUAAUAGAUGGGGCAGUAGAGUAAUGCAUACAUUUUUAUUUUGUACAUUUUAUUUAUUAUUCUUUCUUUCUCUUUCAUUUGUUUUUGUUUUGCGAUGUAGAGGGCUGUAGAGGAAUGCAUAGAUUGUUAUUGUUAUGAAAGUUCUGUGGAAGCUGGUGAAAGGAGAAUUCAGGCAGCAGCUGGUGUCUUGCGUAGAAGAUUUGAAUGUGGACUUGAUGCAUCAGGGAGACCAGAAGGUGGAACAAUACAACAACGCUAACAGAGCAACAUGAGCAAUUGUCACCCCCAAGUCUGAAGAUGUCUCCCACAGCCUCCCCAUAUAUCUCCCUCUACUUGCGUCACCCACUCUAACAGCACAUCCAUGAAUGGCUACAAUUGCUUGUCACUCUAUAUGUUACAUGUAGGUGUUCGCAUCCUAUUGGAUAGUUAAGUGUAACUAAAUCUCAUUGCGUCCUUACGCCUUGCCACUGGUGAAAUAUACGCAAAAGAAUUGGAGUUGAUGCCUCUCUGACUUUGCAACAACCCCAACCAGAGUGGGAGGGAUGAGCCAAAUGUAUAAUGACAAAGAACAGCUUCCCAUCGGGGUGCAUAUUACAAACUAACCUUUGUCUUGUGCACCAUGCUCUGAGCAUUAAAGUGUGACAAUACUGUAAGAGGUUCGUGUCUCGUUCCUCGUUGUCAGAGUGGGAUUGCAGAAUUGCCACGACAGGCCCCACCCUCCUACAAUUAUCAUUACUAUUCUUUCUUUCUUUCUUUCUUUCUUUCUUUCUUUCUUGUUAGUUUUGUUCGUGUUUGGUCAUGUUUCCAUUGACAGCAGCAGUGGAGGAACGUGUCCCUCCCACAGAGCUGUAAACAAUGGGGAUGUCUGCACCUAACGUCUCCUUGUCCCUCCAUAUGGCCUGGGUGUGUGUGAGCGUGUCCAACUAGACCGGCUGAUCCUGAUAAUCUUUGUUGGAGGAUUAGAGUUAUGUCCCACAGGAGGAGGAGGACGUCUCCUUCAGCCCGUGUUCCGAAUGUAAAGCUCCAAUAACCUGGAACCUUUCAGGACACACUUCUGCUGACUGUGAUGCCUUCCUCCAAGAGCUCCGAUCACUGGACUUUAUCAGAGUUACUCGGGCAGAGGAGGCUGUUAGGCCUCGGAGCUCUCCUGGCAUGGCUCUUCCUCUUCCACCUCCUCGUCAACGUUUGGCUGCUCUGCAUCUUCACCAGUCUCUUAGUGGUCCUCGGGGGUUGGCUCGGGUCUCGCGCUGUGCUGGACGCAAACAGCCUCCUCCACCUGGAGCAUUUCUUGCCUCUUGGCGGCAUCCACGCACCGCUGUGUUCACCCGAACACGAGUGGAGGUUGAACCACGAGAUCGACAGUGCCGUCCACAAAGCGGUGCGUGACUUUGUGUCCUCGUGGUAUCGUACUCUGCUGCCAGAGGUGGAGGGGGAGUUUGAGCGUGCAGUGCGUAAUUCAAUGUUGGAGUCGGUGAUGGAGCUGAAGGAGCGUGCAAGGCGAUUGGACAGGAAGGCGCUGGUCCAACGGCUGCUGGAGCUGUACGGCUGUCACCUGCAGAGCUACAUGACGGCACGGCAGAUACAGUCAACGCACAGGGAGGUUUUCAGCCUGUGGCAGCUUUACAGUGAAGUAGAUGCUCCUCACCCAGCUGUGAGCAGUGAAGCCGUUGAGCUCAGGUACUCCAGAGCUCUGGUUAACCUCGUCUUACAUGUGCUUGUUCCGUACCCUCAGAUGGAGACCAGGACUGGAGGUUACAUGGUUACAGAACUCAUCACCUGCAAUGUUCUGUUGCCGCUCAUUAGCAGAGUGUCGGAUCCUGACUGGCUGAACCAAACCAUUGUAGAAAUAAUCACCAGGUCAAAAGAACCACAGGAUGAGCUCCCGACAGCUGCACUGUACAGGUGUCAAAUCCAGCAGGACUCCUGGACCACCUGCAGGUCACUGUCUUCUUCUGAACAAGCAGGUCUCUCCAGCAUAAGCUCGUCGGAGCUUGAAGAUCAACAGAGCCUCAGUCUGACCAAUGAUCAGGACUCCUCACAGAGCAGCCUGGUCAGCCUGACAUCUAUGGACAAAUUAGAAAGUUGCCACGCAGGUUUACUCACACCAUGCAAAGUGAGCUGCUGUACUCUCCCCUCUGCUCAUUACUCCCAGUCGUCCGAGUCCAAAAUGAUUUCACUGGAGUCUCUGAUUCAGUCUGAUUCAGAAGAGGACCUGACAGGAGGCUUUUUUGACUGUGGUCCUCCAACAAACUUCUGCAGCGUGAGCCCCUUGAGGGACGACGAGGCCUUCGGCUGCUUUGGACAUCUGAAAAAUCUUGGGCCAAAGGUGGUUAUGCCUGAGGACUCCCAGUGGCCGGCGGGUAUAGCCCAAGAGAAAUCCCCGUCUUGUUCUCCGAAAAGACUUAACUCCUACAACUCUGAUUCGCCCAACAACCAAGCUGCACCUGUGCAUGUCCAGAAUGUACAAAUUUCUGGUACAGUCGCAGCGAAGGAGCUGCGUGGCACAGGCGCACAUCCCUAUACUCUCUACACUGUGAAGUUUGAGACAUUGGCUGAGGCAGAAUGCGCUGCGUCUCUGCAGUCUGCAGCCUCUCACACUGUCAACCGCAGGUACAGCGAGUUCCUCAACUUGCAGACACGUUUGGAGGAGAAGCCUGAAGUCAAGAAAUUAAUCAAGAAUGUCAAAGGCCCAAAGAAAAUGUUCCCCGACCUUUCGUUUGGAAAUGCAGACAGCGAGAGGGUCGAGGCCCGUAAAAGCCAACUGGAUACGUUCCUUAGACAACUGAACAACAUUCCUGAGACGGCCAACAGUGAGGACAUGCAGGAGUUCCUGGCUGUAAACACAGAUGUUUGCACAUAUUUUGGAAGGAAACCUUUUGCCAAGUCCAGAAUUGAUAAGAUGAUGGAAAAUGCUCUUGACACGUUGAAGACAGCGUUUCCUUAUCCUGAGUCCCUCAGUCCAACAGAGGAGUUUGAGGGAGACACUGAUGUAAGAACACUGGACCACAGAAAGUCCAGGAGAUCUAUGUUCCAGAGCAAAAUUUCCCCAUCUCUCAACAUUCCUGACCUACACCCGAAAGUGACGUACUGCUUUAGUGAAGGCAGCCCUGUCCUGAAUGGUAUGACGCUGUCGGGCCUGGAGAACUUUGUCACAGAGCAGGAAAGACUGUUAUGUGGGCAGAAUGAGAAAGAGGCAGCCAGACAGAGCAGUGGGCAGCCGGCCAAAGACAGGAGGACUUCAGGGAAAAGUCACGGCACAGACACAGCUGUCGCAGAUGUUGUUUUGAACAUCCUGUGUCUGCUGAUGAAGGACCAGUGGAGUUGGCUGUGCACUGAGAACAUUCAGAAGACCAUCAGACUGCUCUUUGGCACCUUCAUUGAGAGAUGGUUGGACGUAGGAGUUGCCCACCUUACCAGUGCCCCCUGCUGGGUGAUUUACCUGCAAGUGUUGCAGGAAGCUGUGUGGCCAGGGGGCACGUUACCCGCUCAACCCCGGCCUGAGCGCAGCGCUGCAGAAAGAGCAGAGACUAAGGAGCAAUGUCUGGACUGUCUCGUGCAGCUGCUCCCAGAGCUCAUCACUGACAUGCUGGGCAAUGAGAAGUACAGACUGAGUUUGGAGACCAUGCUGGAAUCUUUACAGGACCAUCAGAUAAACAAGCAUCUGAUCUACUGCAUCUGUGACCUUCUGCUGGAGUUUCUGAUCCCUGAGUCGUGUGACGAGGCCUUCCAGAGGUCUCUGCUGCAGAGCCUGGCCAAAGACACAGAGAAGGACAGUCCUCACUGAUGAUAAGCACAUGAUAACACUCUGAUGCUUCACAGGUGGAGACGGGUGAUGGAAGACAUAUAUAUAUAUAUAUAUAUAUGUGUGUGCUGGAGUUGUGAUAAAUCCAUAACGGUCUGUAGUUACUUGAUUCUAUCAGUGGCAGCAGUCAAAACACAUGUUCUUCAUGUGACUGUCAUGCGGCUCCACCUGCGUUUAAGGAUUUAGAAAUAAACUUCUCAACCAUGUGACUGUAUCAAAAAACAUGAGAAGGAUGAUAUAUGUAUGUGUGUAUUUCUGAAACAGCCAGCAGGGACGCAUCAGGAGGAAAACAACCACUAUGAUACCAGCAUCGGCGCUUUACUAUUGCAUGUGGUUAUGUGCAGUUAUCACUUGUUACGUUGAAUGUGACGUGACAGGUAUUCAGUUGCAAUAUGCAACUUCACCACUAGAUUUCACUA